Amoebophrya sp. A120 is the source of this 3525-nucleotide messenger RNA. The record is from the annotation of a GenBank genome assembly. Lineage: Eukaryota; Dinophyceae; Syndiniales; Amoebophryaceae.
AUGGUUGGACUUCCGAGCAGCAGCACGGACCUAGCGAGCGGGUUCUUUGGCGAUCUCCUAUCUUAUGGAUGUGUCAGGCGGGAUAUCGUUAAAAAGAGGAACCUAAUUUGUAACUCAAAAAAUUGACUCCGCUUGGGCUCACAAUGUCUUUGCUGGGCAUGACGAGACAUUUCCCAGUCCCAGAAGCUCGAAAAAGUCGAAGCGAGUCUUUCAAGUUGAUGCUGUUGUCUACGGCAAAGAACAAGAUGAAGCGCCUUUUCGGUCAUGCUGGCCAGCAGCCCAAUGCUGAAGCCUGAAUAGGAUCAGGAUGAUAUCCUCACGAUGAUGGGCCUACUUGUAAAUAAAAAGUACGCUGCCCCACAAUUGAUUCAGUUACGUAGUCACUUUGCGGUCGCAGACGCAGACCUUCAUAGAUAUAUCAUUUACCGUCGCCCACCAGUUGCCUGAUCAUGCUUCCAUUGCGUCGCAUUUCAUCCGCGACUCGGUCACCAGACCAUCAUCUGCGGAAGUCUGCUAAUAGCAGUUGGCUUACGGUUUAAGUAUCAGUUUUCGAUCUAAUUCUAUUAAGUGAUAUCACAAAUGAUCCUUUCCAGUCUACUGUGUCUUACUGUCUUCCGAUCUCCCACAUGACUUUUGUUCCAUAUGUGGUUCCUCGACAACGUCCGCAAUGGCGUUCCCGCUAGUGCCGCGAGUUCUUUAUGGAGGGGACGACGAAGUAUAAGUGAGUGACCUGAAUAAGGGUGCUGCAGCUAGCCUUAAAGAAAAUGACGGACUCCUGUCAUGCCGAUUUGCCUUAUGAGGAUGACGAUGAACUGCACAAGGCACGAAGACAAGCCGCGAUUUAGAUUUUCAUUGGGAUGUGUACAGGUACAUGCUAUUUGUAUAAAAUUAUUGGAUUUCUGCGAAAGCAAAAGAAUUGGCCGGCAGACCGCUUCAAUGACUUCAGACACAGACAACUACGAGUACUAUAAAAAACGAAAUCAGUCAGAGACUAGAAGUUGUCUCAAAAAUGAAAUAAGAACACACGUAUGACAGACAACCACAACAGGAGCUUUUGAUACUAUUCUCCUAUUCUUAGCAGUGACCUACUCAGACUUCUAUUUUUGAAGAUUUUGCAUUGGGAUAUAAAAAUAUUGCUAGCGGCUGCAGUACUUAAAUGCAGAAACACAUCGCGAAGAAUCGACCCCCUCAAUAAAUAUCUAUAAUUGCUGCGACAACAAGUCCUGCGCCCCGACCACAUGGACCUUUUUCACUACUUCUACCUGGGCCCGGAGCAAGAUCUUCCUGCAGUGUGGAUGGUCCUACGUCGGCUUUUGUCGCGAGCAUAAGUCGCCCGCAGUCGGUACAGUUUUCAGCCGCGCCAUUCGCCAGAAGCGCAGCUAGUGCAAGAAUAGCUACAGAUUCAUCCUUCCAAGAAAUCAGACAGCGCCCCCGACGUAGUCAACCUCAACAUGAUCCCAAUGCUUCGGCUUCAGCUUCAACGAGCUUCGCUGAGGGAGAGGACGGCGACGCAAAACCCACGACCGUGAUGGAAACCCCGGAAGGCGAGACCACAAGCACAACUGCGCCUGAAAAUGGCGACGCCGACGCAAACGAAAACCAACCUGCAGAAGAUCCCGCGGAUACCGGUGAGUCGCAAUCAAAUGACGCUGGGGAAGACAGCACUAGCAAGAAGCCCAACGAAAGCAAUGUCGGAGCUGUCACAGAACAAGAUGAAACAGGUGGUGCCGACAGCAAGACCGUGACUGAAGGAGAAGAUGAAGGCACAGGAGACACCAGCGCGGCCAAAAAUGACGCACCAGAUUCAGGUGCGGUCGCUGGCGCGCCGGUGGCCGAAGACGAAAGCACAAACGGCAAAGCGGGGGAUGAUUCCGCCGCAGGACCCGCUCCGGCCGCGGAGAACGAGCACGCGGGGAACAAGGAUGAAGACGCAGCGGAAAAAGUCGCGGAAGCAGAGGAGGCAAAGGCAGAAGCGGGGGAAGAGAACGAGGCCGAAGAAGCGGGGGAUGGGGCGGGGGAACAAGACGAGAACACAGGUGGAGAUGCAGAGGACGAUGCUGCAGCAGAAGAGGCUAACGAGGACACCAACGCCAACGAUGACGCGGAGGCGGAACCAAACGACGAAGGCAAGAGCGACGCAUCCCUACCGGCGCAGAGCACACGGCGGGCCCGCAUGACCAACGGGAUGAAGCAGAACGGCGAUGACGCCACAGCGGUAGAUCCGAAGUCCGCACCACCCCUGCGUCGAAAUCCGGACUUUGGCGCAGCAUAUCAGAGUGUCUGUUGGGGAAUCAUAAUCAACAAAAUAAACGGAAGUAAUUUGCGAUGCUUACUACCAACAGUUUGCCUUUGCGUUUCCACGAAGUGACGCAUGACAAAUGCUGCUCAUUUCAAGGCUCUACUUGACAUCGUUCUUAAUAGCGCAGAUCUCCGCAGCAAGAGCAACCCUCUCCAUAGUGAUGACCCUCAUCAGGCUUAGCCAGUCGCCCUGCUCUCUACUUGCCUUCUAUAAUGAAAGGCAGGCCAUCCGUAUCAGGGUCCCCGAGCAUUUUACGCAUUUCAACUUUCCGUUUGUAUUUUGUAAAUUUCCCAUGAGGCAGCACUUCGAUACAUCAAUAGGGAUGGAAAAUGUAGAAAAGUUUCAUACCUAUAAAGUACUAGCUAGCACGGCCGGGCACUGUUAUGAGCACGAUUGCGGCCGUUCUUCGCAUUUUUUGGCGUCCCCACUAGCACGGUCGGACCGUGCUAGAAAAGCAGCCGGCCGCGUGCUUGUAGUGCCUAUGUGAGCGAAAAAGUGAAUAUAUAUCCAAAAAAUGGGCCGCAUAUUUCGAAGCCGCAAAAUAUGCGGCCCAUUUUUGGGAUAUAUAUCCACUUUUUCGCUCACAUAGGCACUACAAGCACGCGGCUGGCUGCUUUUCUAGCACGGUCCGACCGUGCUAGUGGGGACACCAAAAAAUGCAAAGAAUGGUCGAUAUGGUGCUCAUAGCAGUGCCUGACCGUGCUAGCUAGUACUUUAUAGGUAUGAAACAUUUUGCAGUUUUCCAUUGAUAUACAUCAAUCAAAAAGUUCAAAUGGAUCGAACCCAAACUACCAGAGUGCUCCCGGCACGUGAAAGAAUGCCCCGCCGCAGCAGCGAACAGUGGCGAGGAGCCGCCAGCAGAGCUACGAGCUGAGAAGCGGCCAGAGGAAGAGGCACAGUGAGGAGCACUUCUAGGAGAAAAUGAAUUGUAUACAGCUCUGCUCAUCUCGGAGGUGCACUACGAAAGUGUCAGUGUACGAUGAAGAACAAAGCAAACUUGAAACAAGCUGCUCGCACUGCUUUCUAUACAAAGAAGACAGAGAAUAACUGAUCGUCCUUGUGCUUGUGUCUUCCAUUCCCGGGAGCGUCGACGAAAUGGAAAUGUGCUCUGCUGUUCUUAUGGCUUUUGAUUUUGCAGUCAGCGGCCCGCAUUGACGCCUGCGAGUUGCACUGCCGGGAAUGUUGGAAAUUGUGCGACCAGCAGGUCGCCUGUAAUUGGUGUAAGA